CCACGCUAGGUAAGUGACUUACAAAUAUUAGAGGCUAAACUUUCCCCAUUGUCGACUUUUUUCUUUCACGUAAUAUCUUUUCAUAUGUUUCGACGCGUCGGUCUCCAGCUUCAACGUUCCACACCCACCACUGCACGUUUAAACGUUAUUCGCACAGCUGCAAACGGAACUCGUAAUUUGGCAAUGACUCCUAUGCGAAACAGAACCGCAGUCGCCAGCAAACGAUUGUCAACAAUGAAUAACUGGUUAGCACAACCCAGAAAUCAGGUUAAAAAUCGUCAUUUAUACACAACGCUAGUGGAUAACCAUUCGAACACUAUCAAAUUAACACGAAUUAUGGCUUUUGAUAGAUGUCAACGACCGCCGGUACUGCUGGUGGUGCUCAGGAAGAAGUGCUUACAGUAAAGAACGUGGGCGUCCGAGAAAUCGUCUUGAACCGACCCAAGAAACUCAAUGCUUUGAACUUGAACAUGGUCGAACUUAUUACACCCGAACUCCAGGCGUGGGAAAAGUCUGACUUGGCUAAAAUUAUCCUGCUAAAGAGCAGCGGAGGAAAGGGAUUCUGCGCUGGUGGCGACGUUAAGACCGUUGUUGAUUUGGCAGCCGAGGGCAAGUACGAAGAUGCCAUUAAGUUCUUCGAAGCCGAAUACAAGUUGGAUCAUCUUAUCGGCAACUUGGAGAAGCCCUACGUCUCUAUCAUGGAUGGCAUUACCAUGGGUGGUGGCGUUGGCUUGUCCGUUCAUGCACCUUUCCGUGUUGCCACGGAAAAGACCUUGUUCGCUAUGCCUGAGACCGGUAUUGGUUUCUUGCCUGAAGUUGCUGGCAGUUUCUUCUUGCCACGUUUGGAUGGCCAAUUGGGUAUCUACCUUGGUUUGACUGGCAAGCGCUUGAAGGCUUCGGAUGUCUUCUACGCUGGUGUUGCCACGCACUAUGUCCCUUCGUCGCGUCUCGCAGCUCUUGAAGCUCGUCUUUCCGAAAUUGACAACCCUACUCACGAUGUCAUAAACACUGCUAUUGAAGAAUUCUCUGCAGAGAUGGAUCAGGAAGCUCCUUUCUCACUCGGCGGUGAUGUUCGUGCUGCUAUUGACAGAUGCUUCAAAUACGACACCGUUGAAGAGAUCUUUGCUGCUGUUGAAAAGGAGGACUCGGAAUGGGGCAAGGAAACCCUGAAGCUCUUGAAGGGCGUUUCUCCCACCUCGCUAAAGAUCACCUUGCAGCAGUUGCGCACUGGCGCCACACUCACCCUUGGCCAGUGCUUCAAGAUGGAAUAUCACUUGGUUCAAAAGUUCUUGAGAGGCCAUGACUUCGCAGAGGGCGUCAACGCGACUCUUGUCACCCGAUCCAAGCCCAACUGGAAGCCCUCGGCACUUAAUGACAUCAAGGAAGAUAAGAUCAAGGAAGAAUACUUUGAUUCUCCUUCCCCAAUGCGAUUGGAGCUGUUGACCCCCAAGGAUUACAAGCAAUACCCAUACCGCAAGUAUAUGCUUCCUUCCGAAGACGACGUCAAGCGCGUUGUCACUGGUGAAGCUGCCGAUGUCGGUAACUAUGCCCUGAGCCGCGAGGAGGUUGUCGAGUACUUCCUGCGCGACCGCAACGGCAAGCAGGGUGUCAAGGACAAGGUUCUGGAUAUCCUUGAACGCAAGACCCAAUUGAUGGAGAACGAGGAGACCAAGAGCUUAAAAUGGAUUUACUAAAUGUAUAUGCGAACCCAGAGAAUGCCACCAUUUAAAAUCACUGACGAACACACACACACACACACACACACACACACACACACACACACACACACACGCAC
Messenger RNA from Zychaea mexicana, 1795 nucleotides. Its product is annotated as ClpP/crotonase-like domain-containing protein. The record is from RefSeq and is a predicted model, not a curated record. Gene Ontology annotation, molecular function: 3-hydroxyisobutyryl-CoA hydrolase activity. The transcript has 8 exons. Lineage: Eukaryota; Fungi; Mucoromycota; Mucoromycetes; Mucorales; Lichtheimiaceae. Gene Ontology annotation, biological process: L-valine catabolic process. Bases 351 to 1694 code for a protein of 447 amino acids. Gene Ontology annotation, cellular component: mitochondrion.